UUCAAUGGCGGCCUCAAAAAAGUAAAAAUUCUAAAACCGAAGAAAAUAAUCCAAAUUUCACUCGGCUCUUUGAUUGUCUGCCUCUUCUCGCUCGACUGUGAAAAUCCAUGGCGGGUGCGGUCUCCCUCACACUCUCCUCCGUUCCCAAGCUUUCUCUAAAGCCACUCCUCUGUUCAUCACUUUCCACUCCAUUUCCCUCUAAGCACAAAAGGCGUAAAAACUAUUUGCGCCCCAAAAUCCUCACUAAACCUUUCCCUUCUUCCACUUCCGCCAUUCCCAUAACCCCAUUAGAAUCUUCACCCGUGAAGAAACCACUCGACGUUGUCGUUUUCGAGCCUCCCUCUGAAGAAAUCGAUGAAUUUGAACAAUUUCAGGUUUCUGAGUCAUCGGGUGUUACUGGAGAAAACAGUGGUGUUUUUGGUAAAUUUUCAGCUCAUUCCGUUUUGAAAAUUGGGUUUGGUUUUGUUGGCAUUUUUGUGUUUCAGACAUUAAUUUCUGUUUGGAUGAUGGGAAAUCGGAAUUCUCAGGAUAAAGAUGGGAACUUGAAUGGUUUCCAGAGGGAUAGUAGGAGUAAAAAUGGUAAAUUUUUGAAUAAUGGGAAAGUCGGAUCAAGUUCAAGUACGAAUUUUUAUUUUGAUGAAUCCGAAUUGGAUGAAAAGGUUAAAGAAAUUAGAGCCAUGGCUAGGGAAGCACGGGAAAUCGAGAAAAAAGAAUCGAAAAACGACGAGGAAGAAGGCGACAUGCUUGAUGAAGCUUUGAAUUCUAACUCGAAAAUGGGGAUCGAAAAAGAGAUUGGUGCUAGAUUGAAUAUGUUAGAGAAGAAAUUGAAUUCUAAGAAAGAGAGCUUUCCAGGGUCGUUUAUAGGUUUAUUGGAUAAGUUAAAGGAUGGUGAAGAUGCAAAAGAUGUUAAUAAAAAGUUGUUUGUGAAGAAGAAGUUUAAAUUCAGAGGGCCUGAAAAGAUUUCUAGCAAUGGCGGAAAGGGUUUUUCCGGUUUAAAGAACGGUAGCAAAUCGAGCUAUGAUAAUGGUACAGCUACUAGAGUUUCCGGGAUUGAGGAAGUGGAUGAUGGAAAGACAGUAGUGAGUCAAAACUCGGAUCCCUUGCCGAGUGAUAAAGAGAAGAUUGAGGAGAAAUUAGGAUUGUUGCACGAUGACACGAGUGUUGGUUCAGAGAUCAGUGAAGGAAGAUUGUCUCCUGAAAUUAUGAAAUCAACGAAGUCGAGAGAUUUGAAUACACAGAACCUAAAGAUAUUUAGAAAAGAGAAUCAGGAAGCUAAAACCGAAUCUGAUAAGCACGCUUCGUUGCAUACUUCAGAAAGAAGAGAUGCUAGCAACAACAAGCCACGAGCUGACAAAGUCGAGGUUAACCAAUCAGGCAUCAAAACUGAUCCAUGGUGGCUGAAACUUCCUUAUGUCCUAGUAAUUCUCAUGCAACGAGGUGAUGAUCCGGAUGGACUGGGAGGGCUUUUUACCUUCCAAAUAUCCUCCGAAGAUCAGGAAGAGGGUGAUACUUAUUGCGCUGUUGCAUUUGAGGAUCGCGGUGAUGCCAAUAACUUCUGUUAUCUUCUUGAAUGUUUCUUUGAAGAUCUAGGUGAUUUCAGUGCUGAAGUUGUUCCUAUGUCUGUAAAAGAACUUCGUGAAGUGGCAAAAUCUCAUGCCAAGGAUGUACUUGUUGUUAAGAAGGGGCAGCUUAAGCUUUAUGCAGGUCAACCAUUUUCCGAGGUUGAGAUGGCUUUGCAGUCUAUUGCAAACUCGGAAUAGGCCGUCCGUGUAAGGAAUAAAUCAGUUACACACAUAUUUCCAGGGGUUGAAGACCGAAGCUGAUGAACAUGUGAUGCCACUUCCUGUUGGUUCUCUUCGAGCUUACAGAACACGUCUUGAUAAGAAAUGUCAGAGACCAGAGUGGUCGAA
This is a messenger RNA of Hibiscus syriacus, 1910 nucleotides long. RefSeq lists its product as uncharacterized. The transcript is spliced from 4 exons. Bases 108 to 1760 code for a protein of 550 amino acids. The record is from RefSeq and is a predicted model, not a curated record. Lineage: Eukaryota; Viridiplantae; Streptophyta; Magnoliopsida; Malvales; Malvaceae.